UUUAGUCUCGCUCGAGCCAUCGUGCGGGUAGGACGUGUACUCCUCUGGCUUGUUUCCCCGCGAAAAUUUACGUAUUUCAAAUCCGAUUUGCAAAUAAUAUCGGGUUUAUCGUAUAUUGUUUGUGAUUUUUAUGUUGUUGGAGUGUUGAGCCUGUUUGUGUUUCGUGAACGAUUUUGUUUAUUAUUUUUGAGGAUUUUGGUUGCAAUACCGGCUUUUUAAACGUAACAGUGCAACUAAUGCCUUCAUUUUCAUCGUGGCGCAUGAAACGGUGAGCGCGCUGGCGUGGUACGGCGGCGGCAUGCAGGCCGGCGGGUGGUUCCUGCCAUGGAGCAUGGGCAUGGGCAUGAAGCAGUACGCCGUGGCGCUGCCGAUGGGCGGCGUGGUGCCGCUCGUGCCGCCGAUGCUGGCCGCGCUGCCGCCGCAGCCGCCGCAGAUGCGGCUCAUCGCCCCGCCGCCGCUGCCGCUCCAACAGCCCUGUAGAAAGGGAGAAAAGGACAGCGGCAAAAACUGCAUACUGUCGUGCGAAAAGAGGAAGGCGGAUGACACAGACAUCAACAAAGACUUGAAAAAGGCAAAAUUAGAGACCAAGGCGCUAAAGGCGAAGAGGCCGGGAUUCACGGACGACCGUUACAACGAGACUUCCUAUUAUAUCGAAAAUGGCCUCAGAAAAGUAUACCCCUACUACUUCACAUUCACCACAUUCACCAAAGGUCGGUGGGUCGGCGAGAAGAUUCUCGACGUGUUCGCGCGCGAAUUCCGCGCGCACCCUGCGGCGGAGUACGAACGGUGUAUCAGAGCGGGCACGUUGACGGUCAACUAUGAGAGGGUUGACCCCGAUUACAGGCUGAAGCAUAAUGACCUGCUCGCUAAUGUUGUGCAUAGGCACGAAGUACCGGUGACCAGCCAACCGAUCACCAUCGUACAUAUCGACGAGGAUAUCGUGGUCGUCAACAAACCGGCCUCUAUCCCCGUGCAUCCUUGCGGGCGAUACCGACACAACACGGUCGUAUUCAUUCUGGCCAAGGAAUAUAACUUGAAGAACUUGAGGACUAUACAUAGACUGGACAGGCUAACAUCAGGGCUGCUCUUAUUCGGCCGGAGUCCGAAGAAGGCGAGACAGAUGGAGCAUCAGAUAAGGAACAGACAGGUGCAAAAGGAAUACGUCUGCCGAGUCGACGGCGAGUUUCCUGAGGAAGAGAUAGAAUGCCUAGAGGCGAUAGAAGUAGUGAGCUACAAGAUUGGCGUCUGCAAAGUAUCAGCGAAGGGCAAGGACUGUUCAACGGUGUUCAAACGGCUCGGCUACAACCCCCGCAGCAACACCAGCGUCGUGCUGUGCAAGCCCAAGACCGGCAGGAUGCACCAAAUCAGGGUGCACUUGCAGUAUCUAGGCUACCCCGUAGUGAACGACCCCCUCUACAACCACCCAGUCUUCGGCCCCCUCCGUGGCAAGGGGGGUGACACCGGUGGUAAAACAGACGAGCAGCUGGUUCGCGACCUCAUCGCCAUCCACAACGCGGAGAACUGGCUUGGAGUUGAUGCAGCUGAUGAUGAUAUGCUGUUUUCGAAACCAGUGCGUGAUGAUAAAGGUGUUGAAGAUGACUGCGACACUGGCCCAACCUCCAGAGAGUCGUCUCCAAGACUGGAGUCUCCUGCCCCAGGGGUGACACCAUCCACUGUCAUGACGCCGACCCUCCCAAGCCCUUCGAGCGCAGCAGAGGCGCCCUUGGAUGCGUCACCAGCAGUCUGUACCCUCGCGCCCUCGCCCACGCCUUCGGCAGCUAUGAACGACGACUCCAGUGAUGCCAAGUCGGACAAAGUGACAGUGGCAACGCAGACGGGCUGCGCGGCCACCGCCACGAGUUCCGUCAGCUCGGCCAGCGGUUCCACUGACGCACUGUCUGCCGACCCGCACUGCUACGAGUGCCGCGUCCGCUACCGUGACCCGAGGCCCAGAGACCUGGUUAUGUAUCUGCACGCUUGGAAGUACAAGGGACCCGGCUGGGAGUACGAGACGGAGCUGCCACAGUGGGCGAGCGUGGAAUGGGACGAGCCGGAAAAUUCAUAGUCACACGAACUGACACCAUUGCGGCGGCGCCUCGCCGGUUCACUCUACAUCAACCACAGACCGCGGAAAUUUAAAGACUAAAUCAAGGUCAAUAGGGUGAAGACCGUCUGCGAGGCAUGACCGUCCACGCAGAAUUUUAUAAGUACUGUACUGUAGGUAGCUGUUAUGAGGCACUGCUUUACGGAUCAUGUCUUAAACGGCGUACACAAGAGAUAAUAAUGUGUAGACAUUAUUGCCUUACAGAUGGUUUUCCCGCAUAGAUCUUACUGAAACUGUUAAUAAUGCAAUUUGGACUGAUUUUAUUGAUAAAUGAUGUUUUAAAAUGAGAUGUUGAUGAUUGUUAAGCUGUUUUCACUCUUGUCAACUAGAUAAAGGCCCCAUAAAUGUUGACUAGGACCGUAGUUGCCAUGAUUCGGGUAAUUUAGUGCGAGGUGCCGUUCGUUCGAUGAUGGUUUGAAAUCGGCUGUUUGAAUCGCAGUGCUCUGGAGUAAAUUUUAUAGUAACUAAACUAAGUGAGAAUUAGAUUAAGUAAUUUCGAUUUUUUCUGCGUAUGAAGUUCCGCUCUAAUUUGGACCUCUUAUACUAGUUUCAUUAGCAGAUCUUAAUAGAGCACUCAGAAUAUUAAGGCCUGGAAGGUCAGUCAAGGCAGCUAAUACAAAUAUAUUAUUCUGGUAGUCCUAAUUUUUUGCAACAUCGAUAGAGAUGGAGAUAGUUGCCUUUAAGUUUCACUUUUAAAAUUAUUGCAUCUGUGUAACUAGGUUUUUAGGCCUUAAUAUUCUUAGUUUGAGCACUUAUUUUGAUACGUUCUUAAUCAUUUUCGGUUUGAUUGUGUGUAGUUUACGAUUUUAGAUGUUUAUGUCAGUGUUCAGUUCCUAUCGGCCUAGGAUGUUUCGUCGCUUGUUGUAAUGUAGGGCUAAGGAUGUAACAAUAGAAUAUCGGUAACUGUAAAAUAGUUAUAUCGCUUUAACGAGGCAGGGUCAGAACCACAAUCAUAAAUGAAUAUAUAAAAUUUGAAAUGAAAAUGAUUAAUAAAUAAAACACACAAUGGGAUAGCUCUUCUAUUUAAUUCUCAAAACGGAAUUUAUGUAAAUUUUAUUAGAGAUUCACAGCGUGUGCGAUGAAAAACACGAACUUUUUGUUGUUUUUCACCCCGCAUGAAUACGUAAAUCAUUAUUUCGAACAAAUCUUGGACCACUGCAUAUUUUCUUAUAUUAAAAUUGAAAAUAGGACCACUUUUAAACAUUUUUUAGAAAGCUAUCUCUGUAUCAGUAGACGCGUGUCUAUAAUAAAUGCUUAAGUAAAAAUUAAUCUAAAAUAACGCAUUUUUGUAGGCAGUGUAUAGUGACGUCGUCACAUUUUGGCUUCCAUAGUUUUGAGUAGAAAAGAAAUAAAGUUUUUAACGUGUUAAGACAGACCUUAAGAAUUUUGUACUCGACUUACAUUGUGACAAUUCCGAAUUCUACGGGCCAAUUCGAACAAUGAUCUAGAUAUCAACUAGAUAUCCACUAGAUAUGAAACAGAAACGAUAACGCGAUAUUUAAGAAAGUCAUGUCAAAUUUGACAUUUCCGCGAUUCCGAAUGUCCUCUUGGACGAUCUCUUUAAGAUUUGCUUAAGAUAUUACUUAGACCUUAGACAUCCAAUGGAUAUCUAAUGGAUAUCCCAAUACGUCACAAUUAUUGUAGCGUAAAAUGACAAUUAGUUUAUCGAAUCGAACUGCAAAAGAUAACUAAACUAAAAGUUGAGAACUAAACUAUAAGGUAUCUAUUAGAUCUCGUAUUGUUCUCGUAUCUAGUAAUUAUCACGUUGUUCGAAUUGACCGGUUACUCUCUUCAUUAUGAAAUUAUCUCUUGUAUCAGAGCUUUUUGUGAUAAUGCAUUUAUUGUAUUUUCCUCUUCGCUGAAAACUAAAAAAAGACAGUUUAUAUGCGUAACUUUAACAUGACCAAAGCAAUAGGUCUUUAUUUAUCCAAAGACAGAUAUUAAGUUUACAAUAGAUGACUCAGCAGAUCGAAGCACAUUUUAAAGACAUGGACGCGAUGUUCACCAAAGGAGGCUAAGUCGAACGUACAUUUUGGCAUCAAAUUGAUAUCUAAAGGAUGUCAUGUCCGUACAUGAGCAUGUGCGCGGGCGAUACGCACGGGCGAAUGAUAAUAAAAUUAAAUAACUUAGGUAUAAUAUAAUGUCAAAAUGAAAGUUUAAGUUGGCCUCCAGUUAUGUUUACGUUUGUGUGUUUUUAGUUAUAAGUUUUUUACAGUUUGGUUUCAUUAAUUCUUGUUUGGAUUGUUCUUUUGUCUAAUGGUUUAUUAUUUAGACUCGAAAUGACAUUAGUGUCAUUUCGAGUCUAAAACUCGAGUCGGAUUAACGCUGGUUCGUUUACGGUAGAUAUAUUUAUUAUCUUAUCGUAGGUAUUAAAUGUAAAAGACAAUUCUUGUUAUUAAUAACGUUUCACGAGCUUUCAUAAAAUUAGUUUGGAAAAAUAUAUAUUUUUCUUACUUGUAGCGUAGCAGUAGUAUGCAGAUAUGUUGUUCCCUGUUAUAUAAUGAUAUUAGGCGAGUAUGGAGUAAGCAAUCAUCACAUAUAAUCAUUUUUCAUUGUUACAUUACGUACAUCCAAAAACGAGAUAAUAAUGCUCGCUGAUUUGUGUUAUUUUUGUUAAUAUAGUGGUUACUUACUUGUGGUAGUUGUGGUCAAUACGGAUAAGUGUAGCAUACAGAUAAAUUGCUCCUUGCGUUUAAUAGUAAAUGUAUGAACUCGUAAUAAACACUGAUCAAUGUGUAAACAGGCCCCAAUGUGAAGGCCAUCGACACUUACCCGUAUGCCACACUUAACCUUACAUCAAAUUAGCUCGAUAGAAAAUCGAACCAAAAACGCCGCAAAUCGGCCUACCUCGCUUGAUGUUUACAUUCAAAAAUGAAUUAAUACAUACCUAUGUCUUCACCGAUAUUGAUAUUGGAUAUUACAUUGACUUUGUUGACUAGGCUGCUUACUUCAAACGAAGCCAAUUCGCGCUGUUGUUGCUAUCGGCUAUACAAUGUACAUAUAAUGCUAAAUGUGAUUGUGCUAUUUCUAUUACUUUUCGCAUUAUCUCUAUCACAUUCUCUAUUAUCUCUAUUGGGAUCAAAGUAAUUUAAAAGUCAGGGAAACCCCGAACAGUCACCGUAAUGUUAGAAUUGUAAUCCAUGUUUUAAAAGAAUUUUGUAAAAACAGUAGCAUGUACAGUGUAAGUUAUCAGUGGCAUAUCACCUAGGUACCACAUUGAGAUCAUUCACGGUGUACCGGUUUCUGAAUGGUCUCACCGACGAAUAUUGUUGUAUUUUUAUAGUAUUUAAGACAUGUUUAUACAUUAUGUUAAAUAAUUAAGCAAACUGUUUGGAUAACUGUAAGGCUGGCAGUCGGUCGUCUGAUUUUUGGUACAUCAUUGUUACAAAAAAAUAUCCCCCAGUCUUGCUUUAUCAAGUUUUUUUAACUUUCCCAGUUUUGCCUCUUGACAUAAAUUUAUAUUUGUCGCAUUCGGUUUAUCAUUUAUUUGUAAGAAAUUUUCAUGUGCCUUCUCAAAUAAUGAAAGAAUAAAGAUAACUUGUAAUAGUAAUGUUUUUAAAUUACAGUUACAUUGUAAUUGUUACACGUUUUAACGUAAGUAGACACAUUUGGCACUCGCGAGUUAGAGAGGCGUGGCUCAGAGGAUACUAUCAAGUUUUUUUUUUGUAACUACCUACUAAGGCCAAUACGGAUAAGUGUGGCAUAACGCUACGUGUGGCUGGCCUUCACAUUGGGGCCUGUUUGCACAUUGAUUAGUGUUUAUUGCAGGUUCCUACAUUUGCUACUUGCGUUUAGUGGCAAAUUUAUAAACUCGCAAUAAACACAUCAAUGUGUAAACAGGCCCCAAAGUGAAGGCCAGUCACACUUAUCCCACAGCCACACUUAGCCGUAUUGACCUUAAUCAGAAUAAUAAUUCAGCCUUUUAUACGUCCCACUGCUGGGCACAAGCCUCCUCUCAUGCGCGAGAGGGUUUGGGCUAUAGUCCCCACGCUAGCCCAAUGCGGAUUGGAGACUUCACGUACACCUUUGCAUUUCUUCGCAGAUGUAUGCAGGUUUCCUCACGAUGUUUUCCUUCACCGAAAAGCUAGUUGUAAAUAUCAAAUGAUAUUUCGUACAUAAGUUCCGUUAAACUUAUUGGUACAAGCCAGGAUUUGAACCCGUGACCUUCGGAUUGAAAGCGUAUUAACCUUACAUGAUUAAUAUUUGUGAAGUACAUUUUCUUGGAACCUAUUAAAUUACACACGUGUAAACCUCUUAAAAAUAAAAUUGUAACAAAUUAAUGACAGUUAUACAUAUCCUCUGUCCAUACUUUCUCUCGAUUUUGGCACAUUUUUACCAGAAUACACUAAGUUAGCGAUCAGUUGCGAUAUAGUCGUGCCAUAUAUAUGGCAUGUGUUAUUUAAGUUGUUUUGUUUUUUAAUACUAUAUGACAACAUGAAAGACAUUUGUUUAUUUGAUAAGUAUUAUGUACUAAGAAUAUAAUAGUGUUUCCUUCUUUAGAUUCAUGUUAUAAGCAUUCAUGUUUCCACUUAAAUUUAAUUAGAAUAAAAUCCAUCAUUGGC
This is a messenger RNA of Cydia strobilella, 6666 nucleotides long. RefSeq names its product pseudouridylate synthase RPUSD2-like. Lineage: Eukaryota; Metazoa; Arthropoda; Insecta; Lepidoptera; Tortricidae. Gene Ontology annotation, biological process: enzyme-directed rRNA pseudouridine synthesis. The coding region runs from base 299 to 2065 and encodes 588 amino acids. The transcript is spliced from 14 exons. The record is from RefSeq and is a predicted model, not a curated record. Gene Ontology annotation, molecular function: pseudouridine synthase activity; RNA binding.